Messenger RNA from Fusarium pseudograminearum CS3096, 978 nucleotides. RefSeq lists its product as uncharacterized. The coding region runs from base 1 to 978 and encodes 325 amino acids. Gene Ontology annotation, cellular component: cytoplasm. The transcript is spliced from 2 exons. Lineage: Eukaryota; Fungi; Ascomycota; Sordariomycetes; Hypocreales; Nectriaceae. Gene Ontology annotation, molecular function: phosphatase activity. The record is from RefSeq and is a predicted model, not a curated record.
AUGGCUGCCAACUGGUCCUUCAAGGCCCAACCAGGUGUCUUCAUCGAACUCACCGACAUCGCGCACAACUACCCUGGAGAAAAAGUCACCACGCAACCAAACCUGGGCCUCAUCCCCAGCCAGUCAUACCCUUCCGACGACCCAGAUGCUUCUGAUCAGCGAGAUUGGGUCCGUCUCGCACGUUAUGUGACAUGGCUCAACAAGAACAGCUCCAACAAUGUCGUAUAUAAAAUCUUAUACUUGACGCGACACGGUCUUGGUGUGCAUAACAAGAUGCACGCUCAAGUGGGCUCAGAGGCAUGGAAUACAAGAGUAUCCUUCGAAAAUGGGGACGGCAAAGAAACUUGGUUCGACGCCUCUCUCACUGAAGUAGGCGAGCAGCAAGCCAAAGACCUCAACACCUUCUGGACAGACCUCAUCAAAGUCCAAGGCGCACCACAUCCCCAAACCUUUUACACCAGCCCCCUGGCUCGGUGUCUCCAGACGACAAACCUUGUCUUUUCCUCACUCAUGGCCACGCAAACACCACCCCAACAGCCAAUCGUCAAGGAACUACUCCGGGAGAGAAUCACACGCCACACGUGUGAUUACAGACGUCCACGCACUUGGAUAGUGGAAAACUAUCCCAGCUACCAAAUCGAGGAUGGGUUUGAGGAGGAGGACCAGUUCACCAACAGGGUGGACCCAGAGACGGACGAGGAGCAUGUUGUGCGGAAGAAAAGGGCCCUGGAGGACAUUUUCAACGAGACGUCGAAAGACUGCGAGGUAAUCUCGCUAACGGUGCACUCGUACGCUAUCCGGGCCAUCCAGGGUGCAGUUGGGGCGGGUGUCUGCCGAACGAGGGAAGGUACCAGUGUUGCGUUGCUUGUCAGAGGCGAGAGGGAUGUCGAGGCAAAUGGCAUAGAUGGGCUGGACAUUAAUGACUACACCUCGGCUGAUCCCGAUGCUGUGGGUUCAUUAAGAAGAUUUUCCAUGUGA